AGUAUUUCGUGCUCUUUCACUGAAAUGGUUGAAAUACACAUACACUUUUGUUCACUAGUUGUUUUGCUUGCUCAUUAUGCAGAAGCUGGCAAGAUGGUCAAGCGGCUGAAAAAGAUGCUGCAGACAGCCGAAAGCAAGCCGGAGGAACCGGUGAUUGCUUGCACAAAGGUGGACAUUGGCGGUGGCACGCUGGUUGACGAGUCAAUCAUCAACCAGUUGUGCCGAGCCUGUGACAGUGGCAGUGGCCCUGGCAAAUUUGCCAGGGCACUUUUGCGCCACGUUUUCCCUGAAGAAGAGUUGCGGGGCAAGUCCCUCUUUGGAGGGAAAAGCUGCCUUCGGGGGGAGACGCGACAAAAGGAGGCCCUCGAUCCCACACGUGUAGAGGCUGUGAUAGGUGCGUACACUAUUGGAUUACAGUGA
Messenger RNA from Dermacentor andersoni, 420 nucleotides. The record is from RefSeq and is a predicted model, not a curated record. NCBI's taxonomy places the organism in Eukaryota, Metazoa, Arthropoda, Arachnida, Ixodida, Ixodidae.